GUGGUGAGCGAUGCGCAAUUGUGUUUCCGUCGAUCUCUGUGGCGCGGAGCUCACCGCGGCGGUUGCCAACCUGCUCGCCUCUCCCCCAUGAGGGGGGUGGGGAUCAAACCCAGUGAUAGUUAAGUCUUGUUAUAAUUUCGGGGAUUACCAGCUGCCUCCGUUGCAGUUGUGGAAGCGAGAGAGUUUGUGAUAGCCAUGGCGAGAGCGUCUGUAUGUUGUCCAUCUCCCUCCACUCCCUAUUUGCGUGCUUUUCAAUUGCACAACAGUACGGUCAGUAGCCAACAUUGCCGAGUCCUCCAUGUGUGUGGAACACGCGGAUUGGAACCUGUGGUGGUCAAAACUUCGGUGGUAGGUGGAAGGCAGAAGGUAAUCAAAUUGUGUUUCUCUCUGGUUUGUUCGAGUGCAGAUUCUCGUCGGUUUUGUCCUCGCAGAUCGAGUGCAAGUUCUUGGAACGGUAGGGUUAGAGGUCCUAGGGACAGCAAGGGGAGCAGAGGAAGGAGGGUGGGCAGUGGUAUUUCAGAACACCUCACAGAUGCAGAGGAAUCUGAUGAAGACGCCCAAGUUUCCACCAGUGGGGCCUCCGUAGACACGAAGCCACUGGAAUGGAUCCAGCGAGCCAUGUGCUUCGAGGAAUCAGGCAAAUACUUGGUUGGUCUUGCGCUUCCUGGACUGGCCCUACCUUUGGGGCUGGAGGGUCCUCAAUCCUUUGCAGAGGCGCUUGGGGUAUUAGCCGCAAUUGUCACAGUUCACGAAGCGGGCCAUUUCUUAGCUGCAAGAUUGCAAGGCAUCCACGUGACGCAGUUUGCAAUAGGGUUUGGGCCACCAAUUGCGAAGUUUAAGAGCAAGAAUGUGGAGUAUUCUUUGAGGGCUGUACCACUAGGGGGAUAUGUGGGGUUUCCAGACGACGACCCGGAGUCUGUUUACGAGCCUGAUGACCCAGAUUUGCUUAAGAACCGCUCCAUCCCUGAGCGCGCCUUGGUAAUCUCCGCGGGCGUCAUAGCCAACAUUAUCUUCGCCUACACGGUUCUCUUUGGACAAGUUGUCACAGUAGGGUUGCUUGAACAGGAGUUUCUACCCGGAGUUGUAAUACACGUAAUAAAUCCAAAUUCAGCUGCUGCUCUUGCAGGAAUUGAACCUGGGGACGUGGUAGCUGGAGUGAAUGGCCACCUUCUUGGCACGCGUGAGGCAUCUGUUCGCGACCUUCUUCAAACCAUUAAGGAUAAUCCGCAGAAGAAGCUCAAUUUUCUUGUAAUCCGGAACGGGUCGGAGCUUGUCAACUUGGACGUCACACCAAACAGAGCCAAGGAUGGUGGGGGCCGAAUUGGAGUGCAGCUCUCAGCAAAUUCAAAAACAAAGCGGGUGAAAGCUGCCAACUUGGCAGAUGCAUCCCUAAAAGCAACAAAAGAAUUCACCAGAUUACUGACAGUUGUCACGGAUGGUCUUAAACAAGUGUUCUUGAAUUUUGCGCAAACUGCCGACAAACUCUCUGGUCCGGUAGCCAUAUUGGCAGCGGGUGCAGAAGUAGCCCGAAACGACAUUGCGGGGCUGUUUCAGUUUGCUGCUAUUGUUAACAUCAAUUUAGCUGUCGUGAACCUGCUGCCCUUGCCGGCCCUGGAUGGUGGUUAUCUGUUUCUCAUUGCUCUAGAGGCGCUGCGAGGGAAGAAGCUACCUGAAGGAGUGGAGCAGGGUAUUAUGUCGUCUGGUUUUUUGUUACUGUUGGCUGUGGGCAUUGUUCUCAUUGUCCGAGACACCUUAAACCUGGGCAUUAUGCAACCAAUGUUGUAGGGUACUGUAGAAUAUUAGUAAGAGCAGGGCAACCCUGAUUUUUAUCUGUCUACAAUUGUCUACAUUGGCAACCAUCGUUCAGUGAAACUCUUGUACAUUGCUACCAUUUUUCAAAACACAGUUUAUAUACAGGUGACUUAUUGUAUACCACCUUAUAAGUAAACAAUAGAACUCUGAUUGUGCAGAACAAUACGUAGAGUAUCGCUCUAAGAAAUUUUGGAUUUUUUUCA
Molecule: messenger RNA, 2015 nt
Organism: Physcomitrium patens
Lineage: Eukaryota; Viridiplantae; Streptophyta; Bryopsida; Funariales; Funariaceae
Biological process (GO): proteolysis
Cellular component (GO): membrane
Molecular function (GO): protein binding; metalloendopeptidase activity
Source: RefSeq, a predicted model, not a curated record